This is a messenger RNA of Odocoileus virginianus texanus, 1236 nucleotides long. NCBI's taxonomy places the organism in Eukaryota, Metazoa, Chordata, Mammalia, Artiodactyla, Cervidae. The record is from RefSeq and is a predicted model, not a curated record.
GGUAAGAGCACCAGAGGAAAACCCAGAAGAUGCUCCUUCUCCUGCUCAGCUGUCUCCUGCCUGCCACCAAUGGGAAGAACUGCCUCCAAUGCUGGCAAGAGCUGCCUGCACUAAUAGAUUAUGACCUGCAGAUUCUUUGGGGCACCCCAGGGCCACCUGCAGAGCUCUCCCAAAGCCUCCAUUCCCUAUUCAUGAACAAUCAUUCUUCUCCUGAAAACUCAUACCUUGGUCAAGACCAUUUGGAGGAAGCAGCAGGAACAUUAUUCACUCACAUAGAUAAAGCCAUUAAGAAGCUUCGAGAUGAUAAACCAUCACUUCUGGAAGAGGUUCGUGUCCUGAAGCAGCAAUUUUCCAAGGAGCUGGAGGAUAUAUCUGAGGGGCUAAAGGACAAGGGUGAGAGGUGGGGCUGGCCCCUGCUCAUCACCCAGCCCGUCACUUCCCAGAGACCUGCCUGCAAUGAGUCCUGUGACAUCCGCUCCACAUUGGAGGUAAUCAGUUGCACCACGUGCCAGAAACACUUCCUUACCUGCCAAGACCCUGCUCUCUGCCCAGCAUGGACUGGGAAGAACUUCCGGUGGGCUAUGGGCAUCGGCAUCGCUCUGCCCCUGGUGACCCUAGCUGGAGGUGGAUGUUACAUUUUCUGGCUCGAGAAGAAGAAAAAGAAGAAGGACAAGGAGGCACAAAAGGAAACCCUCCCUGGGUACCCUAGACCACAGAGGACUCCAGCUACACACAGCCUUCCUCAGCCCCUUUCUGCUCCAGCACCUGUCACCACUGAAAAGAGAGAAAUGGAAAGGAUGCCACAGUCAUCAGCAAUUGAAGCCACCACUAAUGGUGAGCAGCUUCCAGCAUGGCAACAGCAUGAACCUGAGUCCUCUCAUCAGUUUCUGCAGUUCCAUCCCCCCUUCACCCUGAUUUUCUGAGGAAACAGAGCCAGUUUUCAGCAGGAUGCUGUAUGAGAUGCUGGCUCCUCCCUCCAGCUCAGCUCCUGGGCUCCUAUUAACCUGGUUCUGCUACACUUGACCACCCUGCAGGUGGUUUCCUGGAGAGAGCUAGUCUCUCCACCCUCACUCCACACCUGUCUUAGCUCACUUCCUCUUCCUGUCCAGGCCUCCAAAAUACAAUAACACACUUGAGUUGUCCACCAUACAGCCUCACUCAAGAUGAACUUUGGCUCACAGUACCUGUGUAUGAGUUUGCCUUCUUCCCUUAGUCAGCUCGGGUGACUACAAUAAA